Molecule: messenger RNA, 3010 nt
Organism: Lactuca sativa (garden lettuce)
Lineage: Eukaryota; Viridiplantae; Streptophyta; Magnoliopsida; Asterales; Asteraceae
Product: G-type lectin S-receptor-like serine/threonine-protein kinase LECRK3
Biological process (GO): recognition of pollen; protein phosphorylation
Molecular function (GO): ATP binding; protein serine/threonine kinase activity
Source: RefSeq, a predicted model, not a curated record
GGAUUCACGUAUCUCUUUUUCAGUUCAAGUCUUACCAUCUUUUCACGACUUUGACUACUGACGAUUAAUAGCAACUCAUGCUAUAAGUUUAAGUUGAAAAUUGAAAAUUUAUCACUGUUUUUAGCAGCCUCAGGAGUGUUUGGUAUUCGAUGUUGACAGUUUGAUGUUAUUUAUUAGAUUACGUUCUUUCGAUGGUGUAAGAUGAUUGGUUUUCUUGAUUAAUCUCCAAUCAAUACAUGGAAACUGGUCAAGAUAACUACGAGGUUCAAGAAAACCAGCUAAACGUUAUUCAACAGGAGUAAUCUCUAUCUCCUUCCAUAAAGGAUUUGCAGUAGGAGGAAGCAUGUAGAAUCCAGUUGUCUUUCACUUAUCCUGAUUCCCAUAUCUUUUUCUUCUUCAAGCUAGUCCCACAGUUUUUUACUAUUGUGCUUCCAUUCUAUCUCUUUUCAAUGCAACGAGUCCCGUAUCUCAUUCUCUUAACUCUUUUCCUACCACAUUUAGUUAUCGCACAGCAAACAAACCGUUUUGUAUCUGUUGGAGCAACACUCACAGCUACAAACGAUGCCAUGCCAUGGCUCUCACCUUCUGGAGAUUUUGCCUUCGGUUUCCAACUUAUUCAAGGUCAAAAUAACUUCUUGUUAUCCAUAUGGUUUGACAAGAUACCUGAGAAAACCAUCAUCUGGUAUCCAGAAGGAGGUCCUACAGUGCCUAGAGGGUCGAAAAUCGAGCUAAUAAAUGGACGUGGACUCGUUCUGAGUGAUACUCAAGGCAAGGAUGUAUGGACUUCUGGGUCGACUUCAGAUAUUGCAUAUGGUGUCAUGAAUGAUACAGGUAACUUUGUGAUUGUUGGUAAUGAAUCUCGCAAGAUAUGGGAUAGUUUCGAAUUUCCAUCAGAUACUAUGUUGCCCACUCAGGUUAUGGAGAAAGGUGGAGAGAUUUACUCAAAAAUGAGUAGAACUAACUUCUCCAGAGGAAGGUUUCAGCUACGUCUGCUUGAAGAUGGGAACCUCGUUCUUAAUACUCGAGAUAUAUCAACCAAUUAUGCUUAUCCUUCAUACUAUGCCACUAAAACUGGUGAUCUCUCCAAUCAGUCGAAUUCUGUUGAACAGCUGAUCUUUGAUGGAGUAGGAUACUUGUAUUUAUUGAGAAGAAAUGGCAGCAAAUUUGAUCUUACUCCAAGCCAGGAACUUCCAUUUGGAGACUAUUAUCACAGAGUUACGCUCGAUUUUGAUGGGGUUUUUACCCAAUACUAUCACUCCAGGGAUUCCACUGAUAAUUCAAGCUGGGAACGUGUAUGGUCAUAUCCAGAAAACAUAUGCCUUAGUUUCCUUGCGUCUGAAGGAAGUGGGGCAUGUGGAUAUAAUAAUGUCUGCAGCCUUGAUCAGAAUAAUCGACCUAAGUGUGAGUGCCCAAGAGGGUUUUCAUUGCUUGAUCCCAAUGAUCCAUAUGGUGAUUGCAAACCAUAUUUCUUUCCAAACUGUGACAAAGGUGCCUCAAAUAAAGAAGAUAUCGAUUUUGUGGAACUCAAGGAUAUUGAUUGGCCAACAUCUGACUAUGUCAUCAUGAACCCAACUAGUGAAGUUGACUGCAAAAACUCCUGCUUAAAUGAUUGUUUUUGCGCUGUUGCAAUUUACAGAGGCAAUAAAUGUUGGAAGAAGAAGCUUCCACUCUCCAAUGGAAAGGUUGAUGUUUCACUUAAUGUGAAAGCUUUCGUGAAAUCUCGGAAAGGUGAUCUUCCUCUUGAAAACCCUCCUCAUUUUUCUGGAAGCAAGAAGAAUCGGCAAAGUUUGAUAAUCGUGGGUGCGUCCCUCCUUGGUACCUCUGUUUUUGUAAACAUCAUAUUGUUUCUUGUCAUUUGUCUUGGUAUCUUUCUAGUCUACAAGAAAAACACUAGCAAACUGAAUCCAGAUUCUGAAACGAAUCUGAUUCGAUUUAAAUAUCAACAGCUUGUUCAUUCUACUAAUGGGUUUAAAGAUGAACUUGGGAGAGGAGCUUUUGGAAUAGUCUACAAAGGGGUAAUGGGGACAAACACUGUGGCAGUGAAGAAGUUGAAUCAAAUGGCUCAAGAUGGUGAGAAGGAAUUCAGAACCGAAGUCAAUGCCAUUGCAAGGACUCAUCACAGAAAUUUGGUUCAGUUGCUUGGCUUUUGUGAUGAUGGUGAACAUCGGUUGCUAGUUUAUGAGUACAUGAGUAAUGGUACUUUGGCCAGCUUUCUAUUUGGAGAAAUGAGACCAAGUUGGAAUCAUCGGUGCCAUAUAGCAUUAGGCAUUGCAAAGGCACUUUCGUACCUUCAUGAAGAAUGUAGCACUCAGAUCAUCCAUUGUGACAUUAAGCCUCAGAAUAUACUUCUUGAUGAGUAUUAUAAUGCUCGUAUUUCUGACUUUGGACUAGCGAAGCUUUUGGUGAUGAAUCAAAGUCGAACAAAUACUGACAUUCGAGGUACGAAAGGAUAUGUGGCUCCAGAGUGGUUUAGAAACGCUCCAGUCACACUAAAAGUUGAUGUCUAUAGCUUUGGUGUGUUGUUACUAGAGAUUAUUUCAUGUCGAAAGAGUGUCAAAGAAAAUGAGAGUGGUAAUGAAUAUGAAGCAAUCUUGACUGAUUGGGCAUGGGAUUGCUAUCAGGAAGGUAGAUUGGAUUUGCUUGUUGAGAAUGAUUUGGAGGCUCUUGAUGACUAUAAGAAGCUAAAAGUGUUUGUGAUGGUUGGACUUUGGUGUGUACAAGAAAACCCUUUGUUGAGGCCAACCAUGAGGAAGGUCAUUCAGAUGCUUGAAGGGGUUGUUGAAGUGACUGAACCUUCAUGCCCGUUCCCUUUCUCUCUUACCUUAGGUUAAUCUUGAACUGGUUUUACAUUUCUUGUUUAGAAUAAAUUCAGUUUAUUCCUAUAUAGUUGAAGAGUCUAAUCAAGUAGCAGAUAAAGAUAUUACAUUUGAUGUUUGUUUCUGUGACAUUUAUAUCUGUUGAAUAUUCUAUGUUAGAAUCUAAGGGUGGAGUUGCUUAAACACACCCUCGU